Messenger RNA from Tricharina praecox, 4601 nucleotides. RefSeq lists its product as uncharacterized. Gene Ontology annotation, molecular function: ADP binding; protein binding. The coding region runs from base 117 to 4316 and encodes 1399 amino acids. The record is from RefSeq and is a predicted model, not a curated record. The transcript is spliced from 6 exons. Lineage: Eukaryota; Fungi; Ascomycota; Pezizomycetes; Pezizales; Pyronemataceae.
CCAGCACGCAGAAAACGCGUUGCGGGGCUGAGCAUCUCGUCCUUCUUCAUGAAAGUCCUCGCCGUGUGCCCAAGGAGUGUUCACUUCCAUCUUUAUCUACAAGAAUUGCCACUUCGAUGUCAAAACGCAAAAAUUCAGAUCACUGGCAAGCGCCAACGCCCCCACCAGCGCAGAGGCUGGCAGCGCGCGAGCCGCCCAUGCCAACGCCAAUACAACCGCUACCCCAGUCACAGUGUCGAUUUCGAACACUCCGCAUUUCUUCUAUCCCACUGCAUGUCACGAAGGACGAUUUUAGGCCGUAUCUGAAGGAACUCCUCGGAUACGAUGACUUCGUAUUCUCAUUGGUCCCUACGAAAUUUUAUGCAGUAGCAACUGUUACUCUCACUAAGGGGGAGCCCGCAUGCCCGGAUCUUGCGGGUUGCACCCCGGGCAAAAAAACCUACAUCGCCUACGGGGAGUCGGGAGUCAUUCUAGCCGUCGACUGCGACUUUCUUGGUAUGACACCAUUAUACAGUGCAUCGGAGCCGACAGUUGACCUCGUCGCCGUCACGGGUCUCGCAGGCCACGCAUAUGGAUCUUGGAAGUCGCGCAACCGGCCCCAUGUGUGGCUGAGAGACUUUCUACCACACGAUCUGGAUGCACACGACUGCAGAGUGAGGGUUCUCACGUUUGGCUACAACUCGGCUCUCAAAGACGAUAGGUCUACACCUUCUAUCCAAGGCUUUGCGAGAUUGCUCCUCGACAGUCUGAACAGUCAACGUCAAGGCGAGAAGGAGCGACACCGUCCAAUAAUCUUCAUUGGCCAUAGCCUCGGUGGUUUGAUCAUCAAACAGGCACUCGCCGAUGCAUCCCACGAAAGCGAGAAAUCCGAAAACGACCAAGCCAUCCUAGACUCGUGCACUGCACUCUUUCUCUUCGGAGUACCGCACCGAGGGCUCAACAUCAAAAAUUUCAGAACCUUGGUGAAGGACCAGAAGAAUGAACACUUCAUCGGUGACCUGAGAGUCGGCUCGGACUUCUUGAGACUGUCGCAUCAGCGUUUUUCCCAAGUGGUUGAGCUCAACAGUUGCCAAGUCAUUUCAUUCUUCGAAUGUAGAGACACUCAGGCUGUGGUCAUUGACGACCGGACCGGAUGCUGGAAAAGAAGUGGGGAGAUGAUACGGCUUGUCACACAGGAAUCAGCAACCUUUGCUCUGCGCACCGAGGCCACCCACAUGCAAAUAGGGAUCGAUGCCGACCACUCGAACAUUGUCAAAUUCGAUGACAACUCCGACCAUCACUACAGCACGGUAAGGGACAGGCUGUUGUAUUGUGUCGAAAAGGCCCCAAGGAUCAUCGAAUCCCGUUUGGAAAGUGUCACAAUCGGGGCAAAUUUUGAUGAUUCCCCGCCAGGGACCGAACAGCCAUCCUCGAGCCGCAAGUCUUUUGACGAAUUCCGGAUACCGACAGAGCUACCGUUUUCCAGAAAUCAGAACUUUUGUGGCCGGGAAGACCUGAUCGAACGAAUUCACGAAAAAUUACAUCCGACAGAAGCUGCCGGUGCAGAUGCGGUCCCCUGUAGUUCUACUGAGAGAAACUUGGUAACCUUAUACGGCUUGGGGGGUAUCGGGAAGACGCAGGUGGCUUUAGAGUACGCAUAUCGCUAUGAAGCGUUCUACAGCGCAAUCCUGUGGGUUGAUGCCAGAGACCCAACCGUUUUGGAAACAAGCGGUGUUCGGGUUGCCCAACAGCUCGUACGUCACUACGUUAGCGAAUUUCCUUCGAAUCCUGACUAUAUACGCAUUGCCAACGACCUCGGAAUUCCCGGCGGUAUCGAUAUUUCAGGCACCGUCCAGCGGCAGAUAUUGAACUCCGGGAAUGUCUGGCCAACCAUCAAGCGAUGGCUUCAAAAGAAGGGAAAUGAUAAAUGGCUGUUAUUAGUCGACAAUCAUGAUGACUUAGAGACGGUGAACAUCGUCGACUACCUUCCAACCUCAGACUGGGCCAGGAUAAUCGUAACCUCCCGUCGUUCAGAGAUCCAAUCGCUUGGCCAUUCAAUUUCAGUUGCAGAGAUGGAGAAAGACGUUGGACUUGCAAUGCUGAUGAAAGCGAUGCGAGUUGAUGUUGUUGAAGCCUUAUCGGUGGAGGAAAUCAAGGAUGCGGAGGAAGUUGUCGAAAAGUUGGGAGGACUCCCUUUGGCAAUCAGUCAAGCUGCAUCUUAUAUAUUGAUGACAGAGAUCGACUUCAAAACAUAUCUGCUAAAGCUUAAAACCAACUUCAAACGUAUCGCGAGCAAGAAAACCGGCCUGUGGAUGUAUCGAAACGAACCGGUUUUCACUUGCUGGGAAAUUUCCUUCCACGCACUGUGUCCUUCUGCGACCCGCCUUUUGCACAUGUGUGCGUUCUUGAGCAACGAAGAUAUUCCGGAUGAAUUAUUUCGGCGCGGUAGCAGAGGCGUCGAAUGGCUGGGAAACGACAAAGAUGCAUUCGACAACGCAAUUGAGGAUCUCUUAGCCUUCUCCCUCGUAAAACGGAGAGCCACUUCAUUUGCAAAAAGUGAUAGUUUCUGGAUACACCCGCUCGUUCAUCAAUGGGCCCGUGAUCGUGUCGAUGACUCUACGAAACAGAGAACUAGCGCGAGUGAAGCAAUAUUCUUGAUCACAGCAGCUGUUAUCACCGAUCCUACAAAGCGAGACACGGAAUAUUGGGGCUUUGAACGGCGAAUAUCUAACCACAUUGAACUUUGCGCCCAAAACAUUGAGAAAUACUACCCCAGUCACGACUCCAUAUACCCCGAAAAGAUCUCACAAGCACUUUAUACGUUGAGUCGGGUGAAUUACUAUCGAUGUAAGGUUGAAAAAUCGAUACAUCUGGUUCGUCGGGCCAUUGUGGGCUUAAAUGGCUUGGAGGCACUGGCAGCAAUACACCUCUUGGGGGUUAACUUAUCGUUCGAUUCUCAAUACUCCGAAGCGCUCGAGUGGUACCAGCGGGCCCUGGAGGGUACAGAGAAGGCCCUCGGCAAAGAUCACCCUUCCACUCUCACCACCGUCCUCGGCAUGGCAGGCGUAUUUGAGCGCCGCGGAGAGUACGACAAAGCGCUCGAGUGGUACCAGCGGGCCCUGGAGGGUACAGAGAAGGCCCUCGGCAAAGAUCACCCUUCCACUCUCACCGCCGUCUACGGCAUGGCAGGCGUAUUUGAGCGCCGCGGAGAGUACGACAAAGCGCUCGAGUGGUACCAGCGGGAUCUGGAGGGUAUAGAGAAGGCCCUCGGCAAAGAUCACCCUUCCACUCUCUCCACCGUCCUCGGCAUGGCAGGCGUAUUUGAGCGCCGCGGAGAGUACGACAAAGCGCUCGAGUGGUACCAGCGGGCCCUGGAGGGUACAGAGAAGGUCUUCGGCAAAGAUCACCCUUCCACUCUCACCACCGUCCUCGGCAUGGCAGGCGUAUUUGUGCACCGCGGAGAGUACGAUAAGGCGCUCGAGUGGUACCAGCGGGCCCUGGAGGGUAUAGAGAAGGCCCUCGGCAAAGAUCACCCUUCCACUCUCACCGCCGUCUACGGCAUGGCAGGCGUAUUUGAGCGCCGCGGAGAGUACGACAAGGCGCUCGAGUGGUACCAGCGGGCCCUGGAGGGUACAGAGAAGGCCCUCGGCAAAGAUCACCCUUCCACUCUCACCACCGUCCUCGGCAUGGCAGGCGUAUUUGAGCGCCGCGGAGAGUACGACAAAGCGCUCGAGUGGUACCAGCGGGCCCUGGAGGGUAUAGAGAAGGCCCUCGGCAAAGAUCACCCUUGCACUCUCACCGCCGUCUACGGCAUGGCAGGCGUAUUUGAGCGCCGCGGAGAGUACGAUAAGGCGCUCGAGUGGUACCAGCGGGCCCUGGAGGGUACAGAGAAGGCCCUCGGCAAAGAUCACCCUUCCACUCUCACCACCGUCCACGGCAUGGCAGGCGUAUUUGAGCGCCGCGGAGAGUACGACAAGGCGCUCGAGUGGUACCAGCGGGCCCUGGAGGGUACAGAGAAGGUCUUCGGCAAAGAUCACCCUUCCACUCUCACCACCGUCCUCGGCAUGGCAGGCGUAUUUGAGCGCCGCGGAGAGUACGACAAAGCGCUCGAGUGGUACCAGCGGGCCCUGGAGGGUACAGAGAAGGCCCUCGGCAAAGAUCACCCUUCCACUCUCACCGCCGUCUACGGCAUGGCAGGCGUAUUUGAGCGCCGCGGAGAGUACGACAAAGCGCUCGAGUGGUACCAGCGGGAUCUGGAGGGUAUAGAGAAGGCCCUCGGCAAAGAUCACCCUUCCACUCUUGCGAUCGCGAAGUGCAUUGCUCUCCUUCCAAGGUAGCUCCAUUCAUCACGGCCCUCCGGUAUUUAUCUCCCCGCACACAUUUCGCCGAAAUAUUAGAUGCAAUCCCACACCAAACACCGAAUUUUACUCCGAAGUUGUCAAGCAGAUCGCCGAGUCCAGGCGCAUAAAGGGGAGGACCUUCAGGUUCCUUUUUUCGGUUAGCUUGAUUUUGUUUCAUAUGGCGGGCUUUCUUUUUUAUUGAUGGAUUAACUGGUGGUUUGUGGAGAUUAAGACGAGGAUCGUUGAUGUAAAUGUGCAAUAAACAUCUUUGAGCAAAAAUGA